AUGACAUUUACUGAUAUUAUUACAUCUUCAUCGAAAUGUUUAUCUGUUGAUGCUGAUUUGAAUAAACAUGAUCAACAUCGAACACUUAAACGAUUGAAUACAUCAAUAUUAAAUUUAUUUUCAAAAUAUCGACAAACGGAUAGUUUUAAAAAACAGGAUACAAAUGAAGAAUUACAAAAACAAAAUUCAUUCUUACAACCUCCAUCUGCAUUAUCAAGAUCAAUAUCGAAUAAAUCAAUGACAUUUGCAUUAGUUUUUGAUGAAAUAGAAAUUCAAAAUAAACCGAAAUCUUUCGAUCAAGAUAAAUCACAAGAAAAUGAAGAUCUUGUUAUUGUAGUUCCAAAUAAAUAUGUUAAUAAUGAACCAAAUAUAAUCAAUUCAAAUAGAAAUAUAGAACCAUAUCCAUUUCGAUCGGAAUUACCAACAUAUUCAUUACCUAAAUCUCAUUCCAAAAAGAAUUUACUUCAUCAUUUAAUUCAUUUUCAUCGACCAAAAAAACUUCGUCAUCCUAUUAAAUCCAAUCAAUCGAUUAAUACAAUAAAUCGAUCAAGAUCAGCACCGACUAUGUUAUAUUCAUUAUCUUCAUCAACAAAUGAUUCUCAAUCGAAUCAACCAUUGAAAAAAUGUCAUCGAUGGUUUAAAUUACCACCAUUAACUCGUUUUUUUCAAUUAUUUGUUAAAAAUAAUCCGAAACAAAAAUCUCAUCGUCGGAAACCAACUACAUUACGAAGAUAUUCCGAAAUGAUUUAUUAA
This is a messenger RNA of Adineta steineri, 753 nucleotides long. The record is from the annotation of a GenBank genome assembly. Lineage: Eukaryota; Metazoa; Rotifera; Eurotatoria; Adinetida; Adinetidae.